This is a messenger RNA of Emiliania huxleyi CCMP1516, 1491 nucleotides long. RefSeq lists its product as hypothetical. The coding region runs from base 1 to 1491 and encodes 496 amino acids. Gene Ontology annotation, molecular function: carotenoid dioxygenase activity. Gene Ontology annotation, biological process: carotene catabolic process. The transcript is spliced from 6 exons. NCBI's taxonomy places the organism in Eukaryota, Haptophyta, Isochrysidales, Noelaerhabdaceae. The record is from RefSeq and is a predicted model, not a curated record.
AUGUCCGAUGCCGCCUGGGAACCCCUCAUCCGAAGCGGUCUCUUUCCGCCCCCGGAGAGGCUCCCGCCGAGCCAAGGCGGCCCGCUCCCGCCGAGCCAAGGCGGUCCUAGCCGCCUCCUGGGCCACAUGCUGCGCAACUCGUCCAUCGCGUCCGGCACCGCCGUCGGCAAGCGGGCGCCGGCGUGGAUGGCGGGCCUGGUUCACUAUCGCCUCGUCCCAGGCUCCUUCCCGCACGGGAUGCGGUACCACUUUGAUGGCCUGGCCGAGGUGAUCCGCUUCUCGUUCGACGCCACCGGUGACGGCGGCCCGCAAAGCGCUCCCUCCCUCACGUGGCGCUCGAUGCCUUUCGAGAGCGACGCCUUUGAACGGUACCAGUCGUGCCUCUUCUUCGGGACGGGUACCGGCCCGACGGCCGGCGCGCACCUCUGCUUCACCAACCCUGGUGUCAACCUCUUGCCUCUGCGCGGGCCGGGCGCGGAGCAGCAGCUGUGGCUCACGAUUGACACCGCCUCGUGGGGCCGCGUCGACCCGCAGGCGGCGCUAGCCCUGCCACCUCGCUGCUGGCCUUGGCUGCUUUCGCCGAUAGCGCACCCCGCCUGCGAUGGGAGCGCGUGCUUCGUGCAGCACCCGUGCCCAAAGCCGGGUCCCGGCCCAGCGUGCUUCUCGCUGCUGCGGCCGACGGCGGGCGACCUCCGCACCGUCCUCGUCUCGCGCGCCACACUGCCGCGGAAGAAGCUCAUCCAGCACUCGCACUCGCCGUGCGUCACGCCGCGCUUCGUGCUCGCCAAGCUCGACUCAUUCGGCGCGCGCACGACGAAUCGCUCGCGGGUGCUCUCGAGCGGCGGCGCCCGCUUCGUCAACAACCACUUUUGGAACUGCUUCGAGGACCCGCGCACCGCCGAGGUGGUGGUCGAGACGGUUGCCACCGAGUACCUCGACCUAUACAGCGAGCCGAACUUGCGCGCGCCCAUGGAGUGGAGCAGGCGCUUCCAGGCGCCGCUGCGCUGCCGCGUGCCGACGGAGGGAAGCGCCAAGGCCGGAGUCCGCUGCGCACCGCUCUCGGCCGCCGUCAACGCGAGCCUGCCCUUCGAUUACCCCACCUUCAACCCGCUCUUCAAGGCGCGGCACGACUACCGCUUCUUCUACGCCCUCGCGCCCUCGGCGGCCGACUCGAAGUGGUUCGACCAGAUUGUCAAGGUCGACGUCUCCCGCGGAGGUGGCGCCGUCGCCGCGUCGUGGGCGCGCCCCGGCGUCUACGUCACGGAGGCGGACUUUGUGCCUCGGAGGGGGAGCACCGCCGCCGCCGCGGAGGACGACGGGGUCUUGCUCUCGGUGCUGUACAAUUCCACGACGGAUUCGAGCUCUCUCGGCGUGUUUGACGCGCGGAGUCUCGCGCUAGUGGACCAGUUUGGACUCGGGGGAGUUGUGCCGUUCCACGCGCACGGCAUCGUCUGCCCAGCGUGGCACGGCGGCUGCUUCACCAACCCGUGA